AUGAAAGACAGUAACAAGAAUUUUGAGGGCGAUUUGGCAUUCUUCAAUAAUUGGGAGCUCUUCUGGUCUUCAGACGAUACCCAGCUGGAGCAAUUGACAACUACUGGGCCUUUCGCGGGUAUACUUUCCUCUUUCACCACCGGCAUUCGUCUGCGUACACGUUACCAGCAUCUUCUGGAGCAAGCUGAUUUCACCCCUUCCAGCAAGCCUACCACAUUCUGGGCUAGCGACUCCAAUCGUGUUAUCGAGACAGCUAAGCACUUCGCCGCAGGCUUCUUCGGCAUCGACUAUAACACUAGCAAUACAGCUACCCUUCAGGUCAUAUCCGAACACUCUUCGAUUGGUGCAGAUACGUUGACGCCUGGACGAACAUGCCUGGCCAACAAGAAAGACAAAGCUGAAGGCCAACAGAAGGGCUAUCGUCUGAUGCACGAGUACCGGGCCACAUACAUGCCGCCCAUUCGCGAGCGACUACUCAGUCAGACAGGCAUGAACUUUGACGACCAUGAGAUCUACGCUAUGCAGGAGAUGUGUGGUUUCGAGACGACAGUACGCGGUCGCAGCGACUGGUGUGAUGUCUUCACUCGCGACGAGUUCCUCAGCUUUGAAUAUGCGCGAGACAUCCUGCAUUAUUAUCGCGCAGGCCCAGGUCAAAGGUAUGCCACCAGUAUGGGGUGGCUGUGGCUGAAUGCUACGACGAAUCUGCUACUUGAGGGCCCAAGCGCUGGCCCAUUGUUCUUCAGCUUUGUCCACGACGGUGACAUAGCGCCGCUCAUGACUGCGCUCGAUGUCAUCAAUGACCGUGAACACCUUCCCAUCACUCACAUCGCCCACGACCGCAAAUGGCGGAAGUCUCAGGUGUCGCCGAUGGGCGGCCGUAUUAUUUUCGAACUGUUAUCCUGCAAGACCAAACGCGAAUCAUCACCUGAGAAGUUCGUCAGACUCAACAUCAACGACGGCAUUACCGCUAUAUCGGGCUGCGAUAGUGGCCCUGGGAAGAGUUGUCCACUGGCAGAUUUCGCCGAGAGAACCAAAAAGAAGGGAGAGGAAGCUGGGAACUUCAACGAGUUGUGUGGGCUGGACGAUGAUGCUGCGGAAUACAUCACUUUCUUGCAUCAAUGA
Messenger RNA from Alternaria novae-zelandiae, 1122 nucleotides. RefSeq lists its product as uncharacterized. Gene Ontology annotation, cellular component: fungal-type cell wall. Gene Ontology annotation, molecular function: acid phosphatase activity. The coding region runs from base 1 to 1122 and encodes 373 amino acids. The transcript is spliced from 2 exons. Lineage: Eukaryota; Fungi; Ascomycota; Dothideomycetes; Pleosporales; Pleosporaceae. The record is from RefSeq and is a predicted model, not a curated record.